Molecule: messenger RNA, 1467 nt
Organism: Aphanomyces astaci
Lineage: Eukaryota; Oomycota; Saprolegniomycetes; Saprolegniales; Verrucalvaceae
Exons: 7
Coding region: 1-1467 (488 amino acids)
Biological process (GO): peptidyl-lysine monomethylation
Molecular function (GO): protein-lysine N-methyltransferase activity
Source: RefSeq, a predicted model, not a curated record
AUGCUCCCUCUCCGGAAAAUCACGCUGCUGCUUCUGUCCACCUUUGUCUUGGCGGGAGAUGGCAUCCCUCGAUUCGACAGCAUCAAGCGAGCGGUGCCUGGUCAUGGACUGAUCUUGGAGUCGCACGUGGCCAAGUCCCAUCCAGAUCGAAUCGUGAACGUUGAGAUGCUGCACGAAGAUGGACACGACCCCGCUUUCCACUUGCUGCAAGACGACGACGUCGUGCAUUCAUCUCAUUCUCACAAAGUUGAAUUGUCUGGAAUGGCCCCAGGGCGGGGCGGACGUUACGUCGCCGCGUCGCCCAUUGCUGCAGGCGAGGAAAUCCUGAGCAUCCCCAUGGACAACGUCAUGUCUGCUCAGUCAGCGAAGGAAGGCCGCAUCCAUCUCCUCGUGGACGCAAACCCGCACCUCCCCCCCGCGGUAGUGCUGGCCUUGCACCUCCUCGAAGAAAAGCACAAAGGACCUUCGUCCAAGUGGCACUCGUUCAUAAGCACGCUGCCCAAAACCUUACACAGCACCAUCUUCUUGUCAGACGAUGAAUGGGAUCUCAUUCAAGGAUCGCAUGUGGCUCGACUCACCGAGACUCGGCGCAAGGCGAUCGCCGACUUUUACGACGCGCUCGAGUCGCCGCUCACGUCCAACAUCGUGGACCCGCCCUUCUUCACCCCUGCCCAAUUCACCCUCAAGUCCUUUCAAUGGGCUAUGGCCGCCGUGUGGGCCCAUUCGAUCUUAGUGCCCAAGCUACAAGUCGAUCCAGCGGAGGACGCCGACCAGUUUGACGCGGUGCUCGUGCCUGUCGUGAGUACAUUAACGCCAUGCCACGACUGCGAUAAUCGCAUCCAAGUGGAAGCCGGUCACUUUACGUUGAUCGCAUCUCAAGCUCUUGCCCAGGGAGACGAGGUGCAAUUUCACCUGGGCACGAACUCGAUGGCGCUGUACAUGCUCAACCACGGGUUUGCGCCUGCGACGCCGUCGAGCGCCGACGCCGUGGCGGUCGGUAUCCAAGUCGAGCCGUCCGACCCCCUCCUACUGUUCAAGAACCAGAUCCUCGCCAUGAUGAACACGACCAUGGAUGUUUCUUAUGCCCCUGCAUAUGGCAUGUCCACAGACACUAUUCUCGCGUCCAUGUUGCCUUCCAUGCGCGCCAAGGUGUUGGCGACGAGUGAAAUGGACCAAUAUCAACGUGUGGUCGAUGGGCACAUUGUCUCAUUGCGAAACGAACACGCUGUAUGCCGCGCUUUGUUGCAAACGGUCCAUACCAUGUUGGCCCAAUAUAUAACGUCCCCAGACCAAGUGAAUCACCUGUUAUCAAGUGCGGUCCUCGAGACAGAGCAAACCAAGGACCUUCUACGCACGUUGCAAGUGGAACAAGAGAUUCUCAUCACGACCGAGCAGGCGAUUCAACACCACUGGCUGCAACUGCUUGUGGAUGACUCGCUACUGUCUGCCACCACCAACGCUACUUAA